Dermacentor silvarum is the source of this 1408-nucleotide messenger RNA. RefSeq names its product WW domain-binding protein 11. NCBI's taxonomy places the organism in Eukaryota, Metazoa, Arthropoda, Arachnida, Ixodida, Ixodidae. Gene Ontology annotation, cellular component: spliceosomal complex. Bases 141 to 1364 code for a protein of 407 amino acids. The transcript has 12 exons. The record is from RefSeq and is a predicted model, not a curated record. Gene Ontology annotation, biological process: mRNA cis splicing, via spliceosome.
GUCGGUCAACGGUGCAUUUUACGAAUGGUGUGCCGCUCGCUUUACUGCCGGUGUAUGUGUGCAUAUGCGUGUGUGUAUCGUGUUUUAUAAGCAGUGGUUCUUGCUGAAGUUUCACCAAGGUCCCACAUAAACCGAACAAGAUGGGGCGAAGAUCCAUCAACACCACGAAAAGUGGGAAAUAUAUGAACCCCACGGAUCAAGCAAGAAAAGAAGCCAGAAAGCGAGAACUCAAAAAGAACAAGAAACAGCGUCAGAUGGUCAGAGCAGCUGUGCUGAAAGGAAAAGACCCACAGCAGCUGAUUGCAGACCUCCAAAGGAUUGACGAAAUGGAGUACAAUGUGUCCAACCCGCCAGUGCUGAGUGAGAAAGUUCUCCGGGACAAGCGCAAGAAACUCAGAGAGACUUGGGACCGUGUCCUUCGCCUCUAUCAAAAGGAAGACCCGGAGCACUUUUCGGACCUGAAGAAGAUGGAGCUGGAGUAUGAGGACAAGCGCAACACACUCAUCAAGUACUACGAGUCAGUCAAGUUUGCCCAGCAAGUGGAGAUUGACCAGAUUCCCCUGCCAAGCGCACCAAGUACACCGCAAGUUGCCCCUUCACUAAUCCCGCUGCCUGUCGACAUACCGGCAUCUAUCCUGAAGAAGCCCACCCUUGACCCCUCGGCCAAGGCGCCCGGUGUGCCGCCCGGUCCGCCUCCGGAGCUGUCUGAUGAUGACGACGACGACGAGGAGAAUGAGCCCCCUGUUACAAAUGUGGAGAAAGUGGCUGAAGAACAGGAUCUAUCAGCUUCCACAAAGCCACGGAAGAUUCGUUUUGCCGAUGAACCUGAACGUCCUCCCGGUGUUGACGACGAUUCGGAUGUCACCGAGUUCCUUAAAGAGGUGGAAAAGACGCACAGAGAAGCCAUGCCGCCUCCGAUGCCCCCUCCGAUGAUGUUCCGGCACCCUCCUCCGGGCAUGCCACCUCCGUCGCUGCCUCCACUGGGUGGUCCCCCAAUGGCCCCGCCCCCUAUGCGGAUGGGCCCUCCUCCGCCACGCCCACCACCACUCAUGCGGCCGCCGGCCCCCUCGGUGCUGUCUGCACCACCCAGCCUCAUUACACGGCCCAUCCACGGGCCCGGCUCGGCGUCUGCAGAUGGGGAGCAGCGGCAGGGUAGUGGCGCCACCAUCGAGGCCAAGCCGCAGCUGCGCAACCUCAGCGCCGACAUCAUGCGCUUCACGCCCACCUCGCUGCGGGUGAAGAGGGAUCCAGCCAAGAGAACCACCAAAGAGCUUCCUGCGGCGCCUCCCGUGUCGUCUGUGACAGCGCCCACGAAGGACGACGCCUACGAGGUCUUCAUGAAGGAAAUGGAGAACCUCCUCUGAGUUCCGCCACGCACAUUGUAAAUAAACUUUGCUUCAUCACAGUC